UAAAAAGCAAGAGAAAUUCGAAGAAAAAUAUGGCCACAAGGAAGCUGCAAAUCACAGCUGUAGCAGCAAUUUUGCUGCUAUCGUUCUCUUCUACCAGUGAUGCCCGGGUCUAUGAUGUCACGAACUAUGGAGCAAAGGCUGAUGGAAGAUCGAGCAUCAACCAAGCUUUGAUGAGCGCAUGGAAGUUGGCUUGUGCAUCAACAAGCCCUAGCAAGAUUGUGAUUCCAAAGGGCACAUUUUUACUAAAAGAAGUGAAAAUUCAAGGCCCUUGCAAGGCCCCAGUGGAGAUUCAGGUCGAGGGCACAGUGAAGGCCCCUGCGAACCCCUUGUCGUUCAAAACCGAUGGUUGGCUAACCUUCAAUUACAUCGAUAACUUCACCUUGUCUGGUGGUGGGGUCUUCGAUGGUCAGGGGAAGAUUGCCUGGGGACAAAACGACUGCCAUAAGAACAAGAACUGCAAGAGGAUUCCUAUGAACAUGAGAUUCAACUUCAUCACCAACGCUUUGGUCCAUGACAUCACGACACUCGACAGCAAGAACUUCCACGUGAACGUAAUUGGCUGCAAGAAUCUCACCUUCCUUAGGUUCACAGUGACUGCACCAGAGAAUUCUCCCAACACCGAUGGGAUCCACAUUGGACGGUCGGAUGGGAUCUACAUAACAGACUCAACCAUCAGGACAGGGGACGAUUGCAUCUCCCUAGGGGAUGGGAGCAGGCAGGUACAUGUGACCGGGGUGAAGUGCGGACCAGGCCAUGGGAUCAGCGUGGGGAGCUUGGGGAAGUACCAGGGCGAGGAACCGGUUUCAGGAUUGUGGGUCAAGAACUGCACUCUCAUCAAUACCCAGAAUGGAGUCAGGGUCAAGACUUGGCCCGCUUCGUAUCCAGGAUCUGUCUCCGACCUGCACUUCGAGGACAUUAAUAUGGUUAAUGUCGGGAAUCCCAUCGUUAUCGAUCAAGUCUACUGCCCGUGGAACCAAUGCCAGGCCAAUAUCCCCUCGCUGGUGAAGAUCAGCAACGUGUCCUUCAAGAACAUCCGUGGGAGCUCUUCGACGGCUACGGCAGUGAAGCUCGCGUGCAGCAGCAAGGUGCCGUGCCAGGACGUGGUGGUGGGAGACAUCAACCUUACAUACAAAGGACCCGAGGCCCCAGCAGCAUCAUGCCAGUGUUCUAAUGUUGCCCCCUCCUUUUUGGGCAAACAGAGCCCCCAAGUUUGCGCCUCAGCUGCUUAAUCCGUAUAUAUCGUUGCACAAUUAUAAAUCAAAGUCAAGGCAAGCAAAUUGAUUUCGAUGCUUCCAAUUUCGUCCUUGAUUUAUUGAUGACCGAAAUGUAAUUUCUGUAAGGUUUUACCAUACGUCUAUAUUCGAUAAUCAGUCUAUCAUUGAUCAUCUACUUGAUAAUAUGGGAUUUCAUAGAAAAAUUGGACCAUCCAUGCAU
This is a messenger RNA of Punica granatum (pomegranate), 1434 nucleotides long. Lineage: Eukaryota; Viridiplantae; Streptophyta; Magnoliopsida; Myrtales; Lythraceae. The record is from RefSeq and is a predicted model, not a curated record.